Molecule: messenger RNA, 4751 nt
Organism: Rhopilema esculentum
Lineage: Eukaryota; Metazoa; Cnidaria; Scyphozoa; Rhizostomeae; Rhizostomatidae
Product: proto-oncogene vav
Biological process (GO): cell migration; regulation of GTPase activity
Cellular component (GO): cytoplasm
Molecular function (GO): protein binding; guanyl-nucleotide exchange factor activity
Source: RefSeq, a predicted model, not a curated record
UUACAUAGAGUACCUGGUAAGGCGAACUUCAGUGUGACAAAUGGAGCCGAAGGUUGAGAGGUGAAGGAAUAUAAUGUUUUUUUAGAUUUUGUUCGUUUUCUGUAAGAAAAUGGCUGCUCAAGAAUGGCAGAUGGCGAAGGAAUGGCUCAGUUCCACUGGGGCUGUGCCUUUGUCAAGUAAAAUUCAUUCAGACUGUGAUUUGAUCGACUUUGUACAAGCCCUUCGUGAUGGAGUCAUUUUAUGUGAAGUUGCAAACCACAUCAGAGGAGGGGCUGUUACGGAUUUGACACGAGCGACACACAUGUCAGCGUUCUUUUGCAACAAGAAUAUCGGUGGAUUUUUGAAAGCCUGCAAAGUCACUUUCAAAAUUCCAGAACAAGAGUUGUUUAGUCCAAGAGACUUAUAUGAUGUGUCUGAUUUUGCCAAGGUUAUUCGAUGUUUAUCAUUAUUAUCAAAAUCACCAUUGGCAACACAAAUGGGACUAAAGCCAUUUCCUCCAGAAAACAGCGUUCAGCAACCUCAGCACCACUACCACUAUGAUGAUGAUAGAGAGAUUUAUUCACGGUUGGAGGAUGCUGUUGCAUCACAUGGAAGAGCAAAACUUGAUGAAGAGGAAGAUGAUAUUUACAAUAUAUAUGAUCCUGUAACUGUUGCAGAAAAUGAAAAAAUCUAUGAUGACAUUGUGAAAUGUGUGAAACAGAGUCAAGCAAUUCUAGCCAGGGAACCUGCAGCUCUUCCUGAUAAAAGAAGCCACAUUAUCAAUGAAAUUUUACAGACUGAAGAAAAUUAUGUCAACGCCCUUAGUGUUAUGAAAGAUUUUUUCAUUGGACCAUUAAAGAUGUUUUUGAAGAAAGAAGACAAAGAAAUCAUUUUCAUGAAUACAGAGACGCUCUACAAACUACACUACGAAUUUUUCAGACUUUUAAAGCCUAGGGAAGCUGGAUUGAAUUUGCAAAGCUUCAUUGAUUUUGCUGAUAGGUUUCUGGAGUAUGCAUACUACUGCUCAAAUAUGCAAGAAGCUCAACAGCACGUCACUGAACUCUGCAAAGAUUCCAAAUUUAAUCAAUUAGUCGAGGAAUGUCAGAGAAAUUCUAAGAGGAAAUUUCCACUUCAUGAGCAGCUUAUUGUACCGUUUCAAAGAAUUUUGAAGUAUCCUUUACUCUUAAAGGGGCUUUUGAAAGAUACCCCUCACGACCACCCGGACAGGGCCUUGACGCAAAAGGCCCUUGAAGCCAUGGAGGACGUGGCUUAUUAUAUUAACAUGUAUAAAAAAGAUGACGAGAUGAAGAAAAAAAUUGCAAAAAUAGAAGCAAGCGUCAAAGAUGACCCUUGUCAGAAUGAACGUGUUUACGAGUACGGGAGAUUCCUUAAUGAUGGCGAAGUUCAGGUCAGGUUUACCAAUGAUGACAACAAAAAAGCGACUUCAAAACGUUACGCAUUUCUAUUCGACAAGUUCCUUCUUCUUUGCAAAAAUCAAAGAGAUACCUACGAAAUUAAAGAAAAACUCAAUUUGAAAAGAUUCAAGGUUGAUGCUGAAACUUCGGAUUCAGGGAGGGGAAAAUUGGCCUAUUGCUGGAACAUGCAAGCCGACAGUGGAGAUGAAGUGACGGAAACAAUCAACUGUACUAUGUUUGUGACAUCGAAAAUGUUGAAGGAUGCCUGGGUUACAAAGCUACAAAUGUGCAUCGAUGCUGUACAGCUUCCGAGAUUUAAAGGAGGUCGUCAUAAAUUUGAGCUGACGACUUUUAAUGGUCCUAAUCGCUGUACAGUUUGUGAAAAAUAUUUAAGUGGUCUAAUUAGCCAAGGUUACCAUUGUCCAGCGUGUAGUAACAACGUUCACUACGGUUGCAUCGAGAAAACUCGAGACUGUCUCGACAGGAGCACAAAACAUAAACCUUCAGGAGCUUACAUUCCAAACGAAAUAAAGACGAAACCUUCAAACGAAGAAGCACCCGAUGUCAAAGGAGUGCUACGAAAUUGUACCUGGUACGUGGGUCUGAUGAACAGACACACGGCAUCGGAAAAACUGCAGCUUCAGCCAGAUGGUACAUUUCUCGUUCGAAAGAGUGACAACCAGAAAGGAGGUGGCUUGGUUCUUAGUGUUAUAUAUCGAAACGAAGACAAACAUAUCAAAAUCCAUUAUGCUGAUGGAGCUUACUUUCUCACGGAAGGAGUUCAGUUUGGGACGAUACCGGAGUUGGUGGACUACUACCAUCGACAGACCCUUGGCGUCAACUUCCCAACGCUACCAACAACCUUAACCGGAUCGAUACCGCGCGAUUUCGUGGUCGCGAGGCAUUCAUACAAUGCAAGAAACCAACAAGAAUUAUCCAUCAGGAAAGGUGCUCGAAUUGCAGUUAUUAAACGAACAGGCAAUUGGUGGUAUGGAGAACUCGACGGAAAUGUUGGAUUCUUUCCCAGUAUUUAUGUGGAGGAAGUUUCAAUCGCAUCAUAGCUGCUAUCCACUGAAUUAAUUAUAUUUUCGCAUUUAAGUUCCCUCAAAUACAGCGCCAUUGGUCAUGCCAGGCCAAAGUUUGCCUAUCCGCGAUUUCUCUUUUCUAAGAGAUUCUUAUUUUAAUUAUCCGAGUGAAAAAAUGCCUAGAUGUAUAGAAAUUCUUUGCACGUCGUAUUUUUCAGAUAGAAUUAGUUUAUUCUAUACAAGUAUGUGUUAAUAAGGCUUCAUAUUUUAGAUUUCUCUGCGAUUGUUAAAAACAUAGAUAAUCAAAAAGCCUGCCUUUGUACAAAAAUAUUACCUUUUUACUGGAAUCUGUUUGUUUUAUUGUGGGUAUUUAAGUUUUCGUUUAAAUGCAGUUGAAAUCCACCUUCUCGCCAAUUAUCGCUGCUACUAACUUCACAAUAUUUUUUAGAAGUUUUAAGAUAUCGAUUCGGGUAACUAUGAUUUGUGGGGCAUAGAUUUUAAUGAAAGGCUAAUACACUUUGUUAUUGCUGAGGGUUUUUCUGUGCGUUGCGAUGAUUUUUUUUUUGAAAUGGUUGUUUGAAAAGAGAGCCUACCUUUUCAAAUGCCCUCUAUUUUUUGCGAAAAUAUUACCUAUAUCUUGUAAUUUGUAGUAGAUUCCUCUUCGAUGCAUAGAAACACUCGUCGUGGUUCAUAAUUAUUUAAUACCAGAAAAAUAAAAAUGGCGUCGAUUAUGUUGGCAAUCGUCUUUUGUUAAUUGCCCAGGGAACUGAACUUUAUCAAUUAUUCGAUAUUGCCUUUAAGCUGUACAGUCCUCUUGAGAAUGAAAUGCAGAUCGGAAUUAUUCCCCUGUUGAUUAAAUGUUUUUAUUCUUUCUUAUUCGUUUUCAAUUGCUUUGAUUUGCCUGUGUUAUUGUCAAAUAUUUAAACAGCUCUAAAAUCGAAGGUAUUAUUGCUAACUUAGUGUGACUAGAAUACCAUCAGCGUUUCUUUGUAUUUUAACUUCCACACUUGCAAUUAUAUAUCGUUUGCAUGUAGGCCUAGUGUUGGAGCAAUGAUCUACGUCUAUUUUUUUAUCGACACGCAUAACUUCCCGCCAAUAAUUUGUAACAACAUAGAGCUCAAAUUUUCAUUGGCUGAGAGCUUACGCUUAACCACGUUACCGCUCUCGCCGCUGAGCCAAUCGCAGCCCCAAGAAAUGUAAACAGUCUAAGAAGAUUGCCAAAUUUGGGCAUGUUUCGCCCUCUGUUAAAAACACCUUGACUGAUUGGCUUAGCGGCCCGAGAGGGGACUUAGCAUAACCUUUAAGCCAAUGAAGAUCUGUGUUAUAUGCUAUUUGUAACUGUUGCAUAGAUAUCAUAUAGCGUGUAUGAUUGAGUUCCAAAGAGGUAUGUAGUAUGUCAAAAUCUUAUAAAUCUCGAAAAAGGUUGCCUUCAUCUUGAAUAAUGAUGAGACAGUUUUAGGGAAAAAAGAGACGCCUUUUUGGUCAGUAUGCAACCUUUUGUGGGCGAAUAGUGACGAAACACUUUGAUCAGAAUAAAAAUUAGACAUAUCAAAUGGCUACAUGGUUAGUAGAGUAAUCAUAAGUUACUAUCAUAAGUUACAAGUAAAAUUUCGACUUAAAAUGACUUUUAAAGGAUGAAUAACAUAAUAAUUAGGAGCCAACUUUCGGUCAGUUUUUGAAAUUACCCUUAGUAAUAACUCUUCUCUAAAGGAGUACCCUGAAAUUGGCCCAUGUUAUUAUCGAUCAAUACCGUUGACGAUAAUUUUCCUAUUUUAGUAAGUAUCCGUUUUACUGACCAGCUAGCCAUGUUUCCGAUCACCAUGCGAGAAAAUAGACGAACUUCCUUUACGAAAUAUCCAGUACCGUAUUUCUAAUCUUCACGAAGAAAUUAGAGAGAGAUAAUUCAAGUUGUAAUCGUAGAAAACAUAGAUUUUUGUAUAGAGCAUAUUCAUUGAGUCAAGAAGAAUUGUUAAAGAAGUUAAAUUAUGGUUACUUUAUCUGUGACGCUUCUGCUGGUCAGCUUAAUGAUUUAAGGGGAACCUCUAAAUCCUCUUAGGCUAGGACAAUCUCUAAAACCUCGUAGCUUCCAUUUAACGAUGAUCUAUCCGUAAGCAAUGAAUUUCUAUCAAUUUUUGAGAAGCCUCAUUUCAAAACUAGCAUUUUGUUGCAAGUGGAACUGAUAUUUGAAUGUUGUCAGUCAGGAGUCAGGAAACCGAUUUGUUUCAAUAUGUGUGUUGGACGAUAAAGGAAGACAAGCAUGUUUUCAGCAUAAGGCAACACAAGUUUAAAAAAAAGCUAUGUUGUCUGUCCCAAGCUCUUUGUUGUUUCAACU